UAACGCGAAUUGAAGAUGCCUCCGAAGCAACAACCAAAGGCUGAUUUGGCGAAGAAGCAGAAACAAGUGGAAGACAAAACAUUCGGGUUGAAAAAUAAGAACAAGAGCAAGAACGUUCAGAAGUAUGUUCAGAGUCUCAAGCAAUCUGUCCAGCCUAAACCCGAUGCUUCUAAAGCUGCAGCUAAGAAAAAGAAAGAUGAAGAGAAAGCGAGAGAACAGGAAUUGAAUGAGUUGUUCAAGGUAGCUAUUAGUCAGCCCAAAGUUCCUGUAGGUGUGGAUCCGAAGUCUAUACUUUGUGAGUUUUUCAAGGCCGGGCAGUGUCAAAAGGGUUUCAAGUGCAAAUUCUCUCAUGAUCUGAACAUUCAAAGGAAGGGUGAGAAGAUUGAUAUUUACAGCGAUAAGCGAGAUGAAGAUGGAGAUAUGGAUGAGUGGGAUCAAGAGACCCUUGAAAAGGUUGUCGAAUCAAAGAAAAAUGAAUAUAAUCAGAAUAAGCCAACAGAUAUCGUUUGCAAGUAUUUUCUGGAUGCUGUGGAAAAGAAACAGUAUGGGUGGUUCUGGUCAUGCCCCAAUGGUGGCAAAGAGUGUCAUUACAGACACGCACUUCCUCCUGGAUAUGUCCUGAAAUCUCAAAUGAAAGCACUCUUGGAAGAGGAGUCAUCAAAGAAGAUGGCAGUUGAGGACGAAAUCGAAAACGAGGUUUGAUACUCUUCUGGUUUCCCU
Messenger RNA from Camelina sativa (false flax), 720 nucleotides. Its product is annotated as zinc finger CCCH domain-containing protein 21. Gene Ontology annotation, molecular function: metal ion binding; mRNA binding. Gene Ontology annotation, cellular component: cytosol. Gene Ontology annotation, biological process: cytoplasmic translation. NCBI's taxonomy places the organism in Eukaryota, Viridiplantae, Streptophyta, Magnoliopsida, Brassicales, Brassicaceae. The record is from RefSeq and is a predicted model, not a curated record.